AUGGCAUCUUCCUCGCACGGUUACGACGAUGGCGGAAGUGACGAUGCCUCGGUGCAACUCAACCCCCGCCAAGAGGUCAAGCGCUUCAUCAGGAACGUCGAAACUCCUGGUACCUUCGCGUUCGGCUCGAGCCUGCUCGCUCCUUCUCCAAAGCUCACCGUGCAAGGUCUCGGGAGCAUCUCCCUACCCCUGAGCAACGAACACGUGGGCGCGCUGAGGGGUGCCGCCGAGCGCGCACCGUUCGGUCAUGGAACAGAGACGAAGGUGGACGAGAGCGUGCGUCGGGCGUGGCAGAUCGAUGCCUCCCUCCUCGGGCUCUCGAACGAGUUUGCUCAAGCCGUAGGGAAGAAGUACGCCUUGCACGCCGCGGGAAAGCUGGGGCUGAGGGCCAAGGCCUUGGGCGUGGAGGCCAGGCUGUACAAGCUCGUGAUGUACGAGAGUGGAGGACACUUCCGGCCACACAAGGACACCGAAAAGGAGGCCGGGAUGUUCGGAACGCUCGUGGUGCAGCUACCGACCGCCGCCGGGCACAAGGACCCGGACGGGAGCUACGCCCGCAGACUUGGGGGUGGAGUGGCGGCAGCUGUGGCGGGAACGGCAGCCGGCGUACCGACCGCCGCAGCGGAUGGGGUCGCCGGGGGCAUGGCCAGCACUCCGCCCUCUUCUCUUCCCGUGCGUUGCGCGGCGUUCUAUGGCGACUGUGAGCACGAGCUGCAGACAGUCACGAGCGGUGUGAGAUUGUGCCUCCUGUACAACCUCGUGCGGACCACGCCGGGUCCCCAGCCCGUCGGCGCCGUCGGCCAGAGCGGAUCGGCGGCGUAG
Molecule: messenger RNA, 822 nt
Organism: Ectocarpus siliculosus
Lineage: Eukaryota; Phaeophyceae; Ectocarpales; Ectocarpaceae
Source: the annotation of a GenBank genome assembly